AUGUCGACCGUAACAGUCGAGCAGCCGUUAUCGCCGAUGAGGCGGGUGUAUACCAAUCCAUGGUUUCAGAUUCUCAUGAUCAGCUUUAUUUGUUUUUGCUGCCCUGGCAUGUAUAAUGCGCUCUCAGGUCUUGGUGGAUCCGGUCAGGUAGACCCAACAGUGGCUGCCAAUGCAACAGUCGCUCUGUUAGCUGCAACUGCAGGUACUGCACUUUUCGUUGUCGGCCCAAUUUUCGAUCGUGUCGGACCACGCGUAUGUCUUUUGAUCGGCGGAUGGACAUAUGCCUUGUAUUCUGGAAGCUUACUUAGCUUUAACCACAACCACAAUGGAGCAUUUGUCAUUGCUUCCGGUGCAAUAUUGGGUAUCGGCGCUUCGUUUUUAUGGGUAUCACAAGGUGCAAUUAUGACCACCUACGUACCCGAGAACCAGAAAGGUCGAGCUAUCGCUACUUUCUGGAUUAUUUUCAAUUUUGGUGGAGGCAUAGGCUCUUUGGCAAGCUUUGGCCUUAAUUUCAACUCCAAAAUUGGGACGGUAUCUGAUUCAACCUAUAUCGCACUUAUGGUAAUCAUGUUAGUUGGGUGGGCUGCAUGCGUUUUCAUCUGCAAUCCAUCGGCUGUCCGAAUUAAGGGUGUUGGUACUUUCGCGGAAGAAGGGUCUAACUGGCGCCAGAUAAUUCGCCUUACCCUCAGUAUAGUAGGGGACUGGCGUGUGUUCUGUAUGUUUCCGCUCUUUUUCUGUGCCAAUGUAUUCUACUCCUACCAACAGAAUGAUGUGAAUGGUUUGACCUUCAAUAUCAGAACUCGAUCACUGAACGGUGCUUUGUACUGGUUCGCUCAGAUGUUUGGCGGUCUGAUCAUGGGGUUUCUUCUCGACAUGCCCUUUUUAGGUCGUCGUUGGCGUGCUAUUCUUGGCUGGGUCACUCUUUUUACCACAGGACUCGCUAUCUGGGGCGGGGGUUAUGCUUUUCAACUGUGGUCAGACCGGCGUCAGGCGAAAGGGCUCAAGCAGGACAUUGACUACACCAAUGGCCAUCUCUCAGCUGGGCCAAUAAUUCUCUAUAUCUGCUAUGGUGCAUAUGACGCACUAUGGCAGUCAUUUUGCUACUGGUUAAUAGGUGCUCGAUCUAACUCUCCCGCUACAACGGCUAUUUUGGUGGGUGGAUACAAGACAUUCCAGUCGACUGGAGGAGCGAUGGCGUGGAGAAUAAAUGCGUUGAAAAAGUCUGCCAUGACUCAGUUUGCAAUGGAUUGGGGUCUUUGCAUGGGAUCUUUAGUUAUUGCAAUUCCGACAGUGUUGAGUAUCACCUCGACCAAUGUGGAUUCAGAGGUGGCAGGGACCGUGGUAAAGGAGGAUCAGGAGGAUGCAAAGCCUGCUAUAGCCUGA
Molecule: messenger RNA, 1383 nt
Organism: Talaromyces proteolyticus
Lineage: Eukaryota; Fungi; Ascomycota; Eurotiomycetes; Eurotiales; Trichocomaceae
Product: putative MFS transporter
Exons: 3
Coding region: 1-1383 (460 amino acids)
Biological process (GO): transmembrane transport
Molecular function (GO): transmembrane transporter activity
Source: RefSeq, a predicted model, not a curated record